CAACACAGCGUAACAGAGUACAGCGUCAGUCUGGUUAGGGAGCAACGACAAAGUGCUGGUUCACCUCGUUGUCAGUCCACCAGGCUCAGCUCGUGUCUCCGAGCCGAGGCUACCGGACUCUGGUAACACUUGUUCAGUUUAACAUCAGCUGUUCGGUGCUGUUAGCGAGCUAACGAGGCAUUAGCAGGUGAUGAGCUGGGGCCUGUCUCUUCUGAAUGCACAGCUAAGGUUACCAAACGGGCACACUGCGUGAACCGCACCGGGAGUUUCGUUAUAUUUCCUGCGACCUCUUCCGUGCCACCUAACAGAACGAAACCGUUCCGGUGUUUCGAGAACCGAGACUUUAUUUCAGUUCCCUGCGAGUACAAACUAGCUCGGUAGCUAACCCUCGUUUAGCCGGCCGUGAGUCGUCCCUUCCUCCGGGCUGUCUGUGUGCGAUGGGGCUGCUGUCACAAGGAUCUCCGCUGACCUGGGAGGAAACCAGGAAAUGUGCAGACCACAUCAGAAAGCACGGCAUCAUUCAGUUCCUCAACAUCUACCACAAGGUCAAAGAACGUCAGAAAGACGUGCUAAAAUGGGGAGAUGAGGUUGAGUACAUGUUGGUGGAACUGGAUGACAAAGAUAAAAAGGUGCGACUGGUGCUGAAUGGAAAUGCUGUUUUGGAAACUCUUCAAGAGCAGGGUGAAAAUAUAAACCCCAAUCACCCCACACUUUGGAGACCAGAGUACAGCAAAUACAUGAUCGAGGGAACUCCAGGCCAGCCGUACGGAGGGACGAUGUCGGAGUUCAACACGGUAGAGGGCAACAUGAGGAAGAGGCGCCUGGAGGCAUCGUCUGUCCUCAGUCAGAACCAAACCCUCUGCACAAUCACCUCCUUUCCAAGAUUAGGUUGUCCAGGUUUUACCAAGCCAGAGUACCGACCCACUCCGGUUGAAAAGGGAGUUUCUAAGUCGCUGUUUUUUCCAGAUGAAGCUAUUAACGGACAUCCAAGAUUCAGCACUCUGACAAGAAACAUUCGCCAUCGAAGGGGAGAGAAAGUUGUAAUAAAUGUGCCCAUCUUCAAAGACCAGCGCACCCCGGCUCCGUUUGUGGAGGAGUUUCCUGAGGACGACGGUGAAGCGGCGCGGGCAGCUCUGCCUGACCACAUCUACAUGGACUGCAUGGGCUUUGGCAUGGGCAACUGCUGCCUGCAGGUGACAUUCCAGGCUUGCAGCAUUGAUGAGGCAAGGUAUCUUUAUGACCAACUAGCAACAUUCUGCCCCAUCGUGAUGGCGUUGAGUGCGGCCUCUCCGUUCUACAGAGGCUAUGUGUCAGACAUUGAUUGUCGCUGGGGGGUUAUUUCUGCCUCGGUGGAUGACAGGACUCCAGAGGAACGUGGGCUAAAGCCUUUGAAAAACAACAAAUACAGGAUUUUCAAGUCCAGAUAUGACUCGAUUGACAGCUAUCUGUCCUGCUGUGGUGAGAAGUACAACGACAUUAACUUGAUAAUAGACGAGGAAAUCAACAAGCAGCUUCUCGAUGCAGGGAUUGACAAACUGCUGGCUCAGCACAUAGCUCACCUCUUCAUACGAGACCCGCUCUCUGUGUUUGAGGAGAAAAUCCACUUAGACGACGAAAACGAGUCUGAUCACUUUGAGAACCUUCAGUCGACAAAUUGGCAGUCGAUGCGGUUUAAACCCCCACCUCCGAACUCUGACAUCGGCUGGAGGGUUGAAUUUCGCCCCAUGGAGGUGCAGUUAACAGACUUUGAGAAUGCUGCAUAUGUGGUCUUUGUCGUCCUGCUCACCAGAGUCAUCCUGUCCUACAAACUGGACUUCUUAAUCCCCUUGUCAAAGGUUGAUGAAAACAUGAAGGUGGCACAGAAAAGAAACGCUGUCCUGGAGGGAAUGUUUUACUUCAGAAAAGACAUCUUUAAAGGCUGCAACCCGGUCUUUGAUGGUGCUGCUUCUGCUCAGAACGGCUUGGAAACCGACUGUGGAAACGAGGAGUACAUGCUGAUGAGCAUUGACACAAUCAUCAAUGGAAAGGAAGGAGUAUUUCAGGGGCUAAUCCCAAUUCUGAACUGCUACCUGGAAAACAUGGAAGUAGACGUCGACACCAGAUGCACUAUUUUGAAUUAUCUAAAACUCAUCAAGAAACGUGCUUCAGGUGAGAUGAUGACCAUGGCCAAAUGGAUGAGGGAGUUUGUCGCGAAGCACCCAGAAUACAAACAGGACAGCGUCAUCACCGACAAGAUCAACUACGACCUGUUUGAAAAGUGCGACAGGAUCGCAAAAGGCGAGGAGCAGUGCCCCGAGCUUUUUGGACACCCGGUUAAUCGGGUAAAGUGAUAAAUGCUGCACCGUUUAUUUCCAAACACGCAUGUUGAGCCACUUUUCCGCCGGUCGUGAGAGCGUCACGAACGGCCAUGGCGUUAUAGUGGACGGGUUUCUUUCCACCAGCAGCAAAGUGUGAUAUUUUGGCGUCCAAGAAGCAAAGAGAUAACUUUUACACUUCUUAAACACGUCAGCAUCUGCAUUUUAGAUCGAGCCAGACAGGAUGUUGAAUACAAAAGCAACAUCUUUAAAGGUACUUGAAACAUCUGAACUUUCAAAAUAAAAGUAAUGCUCAAAUAAACGUACUUCAUUUCCGGUAAAAAUCCCUCUUAACCAAUGUAAACGAAACAAAAUAAGCCACCGACCUUUUUGGAUGCAUGUAGCCGUCUUUUUGCUUAUAAAUUCCAAAAUCACACAUCUGGCAAUUCUCCCGUGAUCAUGUGACCUUACGAGAUUGGCUGUGUGGGACGCUUUUGCUUCCGUUUUUUGCGUCAGAAUCGCUUCCGGUUGGAAGGGAGCCCCCCGGUAAAACGCCUUCGUGUCGUUACACACCACUUUCAAGUCAGGUGGAAAAGAGGCUUAAGACAACGACCAAAUGAAAGAAGUCCAAUCGUAAGAGAGCUUAGCAGCAUGUCUGUGUGUAUUGUGAAGAAAUACACUUGCAUCAAAUACAUGUAUAUACACUGUAUGAGAUUUUUAUGAUUACAGAAUUAUUUUAAUAGGCUGAAAAGAGGGUGUGUAAUACAAAAAUCAGAUGUGUAUUUUUGUCUGAAAAUUAAACGUGUGUGUGAACCUGUAAAUGUAGCAGUUGUACAGUAGGCUGAUUUUAAUCUUUUAUUCUGUAAGUGUUCUAUUAACAAUAAUUUCACUUUCUUUUGCUAAGAAGAACUUUAAAACUGAAGAAAUUCCUUUUGUUUUUGUCAUUAAGACAUGUUUGCUUUGCUGCUGAUUUAGUAGUGGGACCUGAUCUUGUUGCAUUCAGUUGGAAAUUGUCAACCAAUGUUUGCCAUGUGAAAAUAAACCUGUACACCAGUC
Nothobranchius furzeri (turquoise killifish) is the source of this 3350-nucleotide messenger RNA. RefSeq names its product glutamate-cysteine ligase, catalytic subunit (gene gclc). Gene Ontology annotation, molecular function: glutamate-cysteine ligase activity. Gene Ontology annotation, biological process: glutathione biosynthetic process. The record is from RefSeq and is a predicted model, not a curated record. Lineage: Eukaryota; Metazoa; Chordata; Actinopteri; Cyprinodontiformes; Nothobranchiidae. Gene Ontology annotation, cellular component: glutamate-cysteine ligase complex.